This is a messenger RNA of Serendipita indica DSM 11827, 1185 nucleotides long. Lineage: Eukaryota; Fungi; Basidiomycota; Agaricomycetes; Sebacinales; Serendipitaceae. The record is from the annotation of a GenBank genome assembly.
AUGACCCGGCAGCACCAACUCUUCACGACCCUGGCUGAAUCCAGAGACCGACUUCAGCUGAUUAGGUCCCUCAGUGUCAUAAUUGGGCCACCCCACUACUCACACGGCUAUCUCAUGUACGCUCUUCUUGAGCUUCUGCCCUCAAUGUCUCAGCUGCGGGAUCUCGCGGUUUUGAGAACUCCAUCCAUGGACAUGGAUCUCUAUCCUACAAUCAAGUAUUUGGGAAAAUCUUCACAGAUUGCAGCAUUCCUAGAGGAAAACUGCGGAGUUGUAUCCCCAACCCUCACAUCCCUCCAACUCGAAAUACCGCUUCCGACUGGUUUGUUUCAACCUCUAGACUUUCAAAAAGGCAAGAUAAGACUCAGGUCGCUCGAACUAAUGUACCCUUAUGCCGUACAAAGUGCGAGAGACCUGGUCAGUCCCUCUCUAGAACGUCUAGCAAUCAACGGAGACGUUGUUCUCUUGAAUAAUCUAUUCAAAGUAGCGUACAUAGAUAAAGAGGACGCAACAGUGACAACUUUUUCUCCAACCCAUCUCUAUCUGGAUAACCAUUCGACUCUCCCGCUCUGGCGAUCCAGAAUGCGCUUGGCUGGUGAAUCUAUGUCAGGAAAUACAUCGUUACAACUCCCAGAUACCUCCCGUCUGAGGUCUCUCGAGAUCUCCAGCUCGCUCGUCGACGAGCUGGCGAACUUGGACAAACGUCCAACCACAGCCUUGGACACUACUCCAUCCUCUCACUCCCGUUUCUCAUCUGUCACUCACCUCGGCAUCUUUUCUCCUCCACUCGCCGAGCCAAACUAUGCAAUCGAACGACGUUUCCUUAGAAUGUGGUCAGAAGAAACGCAAACAUCGUCGAGCAAUAUGGUUCGAAUCUUGUCAAGCUUUCCAAACCUUCGCUCGCUCUCUUUGCAACGCGAAGACGUCGGCGAUUGGCCUGACCGAGUUGUGGAUGCUGUCCGGAGGAGUGGCGGGCCGUCAAGCAUCUCAUUACUCCCAGGAAUGGAAGAUCCACUCACCACACUACUCACUUUGCUGAGGGUAACUUGCCCCUGGCUGGAAGUCGUGCUAUAUCGUUCUCAUUCAAGCCACGCAAGCGGAAUGGGCGUUCUUGAUCGUGAAAGCGGCAGAUGGAACUACCAAGCUAUCGAGGACGAAGAAUGUAGUCGAUAUUGGACGACUGUCUAA